AUGGCUAACCUGCAGCAGGAAUACCCUGGAGUUCUUCUGGGGAUCCUGGAGGAACUGGCCAAUAUGCGCCAGUGGCUUACGUUCCAGGAUCUUUGUCGUAUGGUCAGCAGCCGCUUUGACCUCGAGCACCUUAUUGAGCUCAGGAGUUUGCUCUUUGCUGCAGCUAGCAGGGAUCCCUGUUUCCCAGCCACUCUGUUCAGGGACAGAGUUUCUACCAGAGGCCAGGGGCUAUCACCCAUAGGUGUCGCUGCUGACAUAGUAACUAUCUUCAAUCUUAUUCAGAUGACGGGUGGGGUCUCUGAAGGGAGCCAACCAAUGAGAGCCCCCACUGUCCUGCCUGUUGACCAGUCCCCAGGCCCCAGUCUGCCUGGGAUCCACCAGCUGAAUAUCCCUGGUCGAGAACGAGUACGCGCCCACUCUGACUCCAGUGGCCAGCCUAUUGACCAGCACUUGCUUUUUCCAAAAUCAAAUUACUCAGCGCGGAAACGAGCAAGUCUUCCCCCGGAUCCUAUCUCACUUGUGUCCUCCCCCCCAAUAAGAGCGAGGGCUGUGUCUUUCGACUUGCCUCACACCACCCUUCUGUAUCCUAGCAGUCAAAUCCCUGACAACGCAAUGAAGAAUAUCUACCUACCUUUGGAAACAGACAGUGAGUCUAGUGGAGAUUCUGCCACCGUGGAGGUGUUUGAAGCUGAACAGGGAACAUCGGUUGACCAGAAGAGAAACAUCUUCAGGAAAGACUUCCACAACCAGCCACCUUUAAUACCCCAGGUCACUGUUAGCAGUGAGUCUCCCAGUCCCAACAAAGGGCAGAAAGGAUUCGACAAUCUCAGCUUUGAUAUGAUCCCUAAUCCUUACCCAUCACCAACAGCAGUUUACCAGACUCCAGAGCAGCGAGUUAAACAUGAAAGCUUGGAUGACCUACAGGACUCAACGUAUUUCGGACCCGGCUCUAUCCCGGAACCAUCCCCACGGCACCUUCAACCUCCUAGGACAAAAAAGCAUGCAUGGAGCAGUAAAAGUCACAGUCUAGAGGAUCGGCUAGGCCUAGACAGCAUUGGCAUGGGCAUAGAAUCACAAGGGGGGCAACUUCCAAGACGUUCAACCCCUGCUAUCAGUAGGGGAUUUGGGGGGUCUUCAGGAGGAGAGAGUGGAGAUAGUGGAUUGCCAGGUGGAGCUGAUGGAUUCAAAGCUCAGGCAACACAGACAGACCCACCGGACCCUCGGCGACUCCGUAGCCUUGUUCAUGCUGAUCGCCUCUCUUUUAUGACCUCAUUAGAUGACCCUGAGUUUGGGGAAGAUGACAUCAGUGCCAUCUUUCGUUUCUUAGAUGACAUUAGUAUGUGUGGUUCCACAGGAGUCCUGCACCCCAGUGAUAGCACCGCUAACCAGGACACCCCUGAGGCUAGACGUGGCCGGCUAGGUCAACUCCAGAGGCUCUUUCACUCUCUAGAAAGCAGUGACGAUGGGCUGAAAGCCAGUGUCUGUAAGUUACUGCUUCGUAUGAGCCAGAUAGAAAGACAACUAGAAUCGCUGAAUGAUGUGAAGUCUGAGAUUUCCCAGGUACUUUCUGCUUUGCAGCGAUUAGAUGAAAAGAUCCAGCAGCCACCUGGAGGUGGCGGCCAAGUUACAGGUGGGAGAUGGCUUGAACCUCUUAGUGGUGUCUCCUCUUUCAUGAGCCACCCUUUAACUCCUUCAGAAUCAUCAGAACCUCAACCUUUGUCUGCAUCUGGACAUCUGUUUCCCGCUACCAGCUCCAGUAGUCUGGACUGGAGCCGUUGGAAUACUCCAGGAGAUCAAACAGAAAGCAGCAAAGGUCAGGCAGAUUCAAAGGGCGUGAAAGAAGGGAAGAAGGAUGCAUCAUCUAGUCGUGCCUCUAAAACCCAGCCUGAAGAGAAAAGUGUCUCUGACUCCAAACAACUGAAUGUGUCUAACUCUGCAAGAGACUGGACUGUGUCAUUCUCGAAAAGUAAAGAUGGCAAAGCUUCACAAAGAAAAACCGGGCAGGCAGAUCAGUCGGGCAGCACCACUAACCUACUCUCCCAAAAGCCUGCCAGCCUGGUGGAACAAGUGUUUAACUCAUCCCUGUUCCACCACAAAGACAGCAGUCUCACAGGGGGGCUAAGCUCUGGAAAGGUCCUGGACCCCAGAAUGGCCGAGGGAAGGGGAAGGCCAAUAUGGACUGUAGAUGACAGAGAAGCACGAAUCUCACCAUUGGACUUACAGGCUCCUGAGUCUCUGAACCCGAACAACAUGGAGUUCUGGAUGGACGACAUCUACAAUCCAGGCUACGAUGCUCUACUCAGGCGUAAAGAAGCUGAUCUCCGCCGGGCCAAGAUCUGCAAGCUGAUUGCACUCAUAGCCACUGCAGUGACUAUCAUUCUCAUCAUCGUCAUUCCCAUUUGCACCAUGGGCCAGUGA
Messenger RNA from Pelmatolapia mariae (spotted tilapia), 2418 nucleotides. Its product is annotated as major intrinsically disordered Notch2-binding receptor 1-like. Gene Ontology annotation, biological process: negative regulation of cell population proliferation; negative regulation of TOR signaling. The record is from RefSeq and is a predicted model, not a curated record. The coding region runs from base 1 to 2418 and encodes 805 amino acids. NCBI's taxonomy places the organism in Eukaryota, Metazoa, Chordata, Actinopteri, Cichliformes, Cichlidae. Gene Ontology annotation, cellular component: plasma membrane. The transcript is spliced from 3 exons.